AUGUCUGGAGGUAGCGUCGGCGCGGUGGCGGGGGGCCGCGGGCCUCGGGCGGGGCGGGGCCCGCUGUCCCGGUCCCGCAGCUUCGACCCGGACCCCGACAUGCACCCCGACAUGCACCCCGACAUGCGCCAGCCGUACCCCGGACACAUGGGUCACCUCGGGCACCCCGGACCGUACGGCUCGCUGGGGCCGCCGGGCGCGGGGCCGGGCAUGGCGGCGGCCGGCGCCGGCUACGCCCCUGCCUACGGCCCGCCGUACGGCUACGGCGGCUACAGGGGUGGCUACGAUCCCGGCUACGCCGGCGGCGGCCCCGGCUACGCCUACCAGCACCACCAGCAGCUGGUGCACCGGCCCAACGCGAACGCCCUGGCCGUGGGCCACGCCGAGUCCGAGCGCUCCAAGUGCGGCAUGUUCUGGCGCUACGUCUGGAAGCUCAGCUCCUGCCUCUGCUCCCACGUCACCCUCGUGUCGCUGGUCGUCGCCUACUGCCUGCUCGGCGCCAUGACCUUCGAGAUGCUGGAGAAGGACCACGAGGUGGAGGUCAAGAAGAACGUGACGCUGAGGAGGUCCAACGUGACGCAGUGGCUGUGGACCAUGACCUCGGACACGGCCGUGCUGCACCAGGAGAACUGGACGCACUCCGCCAUCGAGCGGCUCAAGCUGUUCGAGAAGGAGCUGGUGUGGGCCAUGCGCAGCCAGGGCUGGGACGGCUCCGAGGACCUCAAGCUGGUGCAGUGGACCUUCGCGGGGGCGCUGUUCUACUCCAUCAUCGUCAUCACCACAAUCGGGUACGGCCACAUCGCGCCCAAGACGCACAUCGGCAAGGUGGUGACCAUCUUCUACGCCAUCCUGGGCAUCCCGCUCAUGCUGCUGUGCCUGUCCAACAUCGGCGACGUGAUGGCACAGUCGUUCCGCUUCCUGUACUGGAGGGUGUGCUGCUACGUGUGUACCCGCAAGCCGCAGCCUCAGAGCCCCCAGCCGCGGCGCGGCACCCGCAUCGCGAGGUCGCGCCCGGCGUCCUCCAGGUCGCGGCUGGCCUCCACGCGGCGGUCGGGGCGCGUGUCCACGCGGUCGGCCGACGCCGUGCUGCACUCGGUGCACGGCGUGGUCCGCGCCUCGCACUCCGACACCGAGUGCAGGUACCCGGACGAGGACCACGACGUGGGCUACCGUGACGGGGGCUACCGCGACGCGGGGUACCGCGACUACCGAGGCGCGUCGCUGGGCCCGCCGAUGACCGCCGCCCCCAUGGCCGCGCCGCGCUACGCGGACGCAGAGCCGCGCCUGCCCGGAGGUGGAGGCGCAGGUGGCCCCGGCGGCCCCGGUCCCGUGCUCUACAACAAGUACGCCCUGGACAGGGAGGAGUCGGGCAGGGCCCGGGAAGGACAGCGCCGUCUGCGAGCCCAGUCCGUGGGCCGCGAGGGCGGCAGGGAGGGGCGUCGACGCGGACCCUCGGUGGGCCCCGGGGGCUCCCUGCCCAGGCAGCACCGCCUCGCCGAGCGCCACGACUUCGAGCGGGGGCCGCCCGUCAGGGGCCCGCCCGUCCGGGACUCGCUCAAGAGUUCCCAGAGGAGCAGCGGAUACGGCUCCGCGUCGCACCGCCGCCACCACUCGGAGCUGGCGCCAUCGCCGCGCAUCAUGUCCCCGAUGGGCUUCGGCAUCAACCGCAACCUGUUCCGGGCGGUGCACGGCGUCGACGACGGCCUCGGCAUGGACGCGGACCUGGAGCUGGGCGGCUGGGAGGCGGCGUCCAGCGCGGGGCCGGGCGGCCCGGGCCAGAUCCGGCCCGUGCCCAUCUGGCUGUGCGUGUUCCUGGUCGUCAGCUACAUCUUCGGCGGCGCCUUCCUCUUCUCCAACUGGGAGAAGUGGCACUUCCUGGACUCGGCGUACUUCUGCUUCAUCACCCUGACGACCAUCGGCUUCGGCGACUUCGUGCCCGCGCAGCGCGUCGAGUCCAACGCCGAGGUGUCCAUCGCCCUGUGCUCGCUGUACCUCCUGUUCGGCAUCGCGCUGCUCGCCAUGAGUUUCAACCUGGUGCAGGAGGAGGUCAUCAGCUCGGUGCGCGCCGUGGCGCGCCGCCUGGGCAUCAUCAAGGCCGAGCCUGAGGACGACUAGGCGCGACUAGGUGCGUCUCACCAGGUGACAAUCGUGCUGGCCUGCGUGGCGUCAUGCCUCGCGCGGCCCAAGUGGGGCGACGCCCCACGCCACGGGGAGGUCGGGCAGGGCCUCGGGCAGGGCCAGGGGCAGGGCCCCCAGCGAGGCAGUGGAAGCCACG
This is a messenger RNA of Thrips palmi, 2275 nucleotides long. RefSeq lists its product as uncharacterized. Gene Ontology annotation, cellular component: membrane. Gene Ontology annotation, biological process: potassium ion transmembrane transport; stabilization of membrane potential. Gene Ontology annotation, molecular function: potassium ion leak channel activity. The coding region runs from base 1 to 2115 and encodes 704 amino acids. The transcript is spliced from 10 exons. The record is from RefSeq and is a predicted model, not a curated record. NCBI's taxonomy places the organism in Eukaryota, Metazoa, Arthropoda, Insecta, Thysanoptera, Thripidae.